This is a messenger RNA of Drosophila suzukii, 1682 nucleotides long. RefSeq names its product wrapper (gene wrapper). Lineage: Eukaryota; Metazoa; Arthropoda; Insecta; Diptera; Drosophilidae. Gene Ontology annotation, biological process: homophilic cell-cell adhesion; synapse organization. The record is from RefSeq and is a predicted model, not a curated record. Gene Ontology annotation, cellular component: plasma membrane; axon; neuronal cell body. Gene Ontology annotation, molecular function: protein binding; axon guidance receptor activity.
UCAGCUCAACCGAUCAGUUCAAAGUUGACUUCGUCGCGGACCAGAGCGGACCGUUCUAAUUCCGACACGCGACCGUGAAUUAUAGAAUUACCAAAUCACAGUUUAAUUCAAUUUAAAAAAAUAUAGGCAAUACUAAAAAUAAAACUAAAAUGCAAUCUUAUAAGUGCUCAAUUUUGAGGUGUUUAUUAGUGGGCUUGAUCCUUGGCCAAGUGCAAGCCGAGUUGGAUUUUAACAACGAUCUCGAGAACAGCCAAAAGUUCAAGAGCAUACCCACCACAGUGAAAACCUAUGAGAACGACACAGUCCAGCUGCCUUGCACUUUAAAUACUCCCUUUCGCUAUGUCCGGUGGCAUCGGGACGACGUGGCCCUGGUGGAUUCCAGACAUCCAGAGAUCCCAAAGCCGGAUCGCAUAAUGCUCUGGCCCAAUGGGAGCCUCCAGGUGGCCAAUGUUCAGUCCAGUGACACCGGCGAUUACUACUGCGAGAUGAACUCGGAUUCGGGUCAUGUGGUGCAACAGCACGCCAUAGAGGUGCAAGUAGCACCUCAGGUGUUCAUUGAGCCCUCGGAUCUCACGGAGCAGCGGAUCGGAGCCACCUUGGAGGUGGUGUGCGAGGCCCAGGGAGUUCCCCAACCGGUGAUCACCUGGCGGUUGAACGGCAAUGUCCUGCAGCCACAUAGCAGCACCGGGAAUCGCCAAAGCCUCGUCCUGGAUAUCAAGUCAAGGAACCAGGCGGGACUCAUAGAAUGCGUGGCCAGCAAUGGAGUGGGCGAGACAGCGGUGGCCAAUGUGUAUCUACAUGUGCUGUUUUCGCCUGAGGUGACCAUUUCCCAGUCCGUGGUGUACACCAAACUGGGCUCUCGUGCCCAUCUGGAGUGCAUUGUGGAGGCGGCACCAGCGGCAACGGUCAAGUGGUUCCACCAUGGAUUGCCGGUGGCCCUGGGAGCCCACUCCACCAGUCACGAGUCGGAGCUGCAGACGAAUCGCUCGGUGGACCAUUACGUAAACGCCGUGCGCCACAUGCUGGUGGUGAAGACCGUGCGAAAUGCGGAUAUGGGGCAGUACGAGUGCCGGGCCAGCAACCAGAUAUCCGUAAAAAGCGGAAGCAUCGAGCUGACUGGCCGCCCGAUGCCCUGCCUCUUUAAGAUCAAUCCGGGCACCCAGAGCUCCACCUCGCACGUCCUCGUUUGGCAGACGGAGAGCCUGCUGCCCAUCAUGGAGUUCAAGCUCAAGUUCAGACAGAUUCCGUCGAACAAUGUCACCCGCCAGAUCAGAACCAACUGGACGGAGCUCACGAUCCCGGCUCAGGCCACCAAUGGACUUAUCUACAUCACAACAUACACCCUUCAUGGCCUUCAACCCGCCAGUCUCUAUGAAGUUUCUGUACUGGCCAGAAAUAGUUUUGGAUGGAGUGACAAUAGCAAAAUCGUUAGAUUUGCCACAGGUGGAGAAGUUGAACUACCCAAUUACUCGACAGAAUCAGAGCUUCAGGAUGACCUAACCGAUGAGGACUUCCACAACGAAAUUACGCAAAGAUCGGAUGUUCUAUCGGCCAGCAUGAUGUUCAACUCGGGCUCAGUUUAUGGUCACGAAGUCAGUGCCCUUAUUUAUUCCAUGUGUCUUAUUAAACUAUUACUCUUAAUAAGUUAGAUUUGCAUUCAAAUAUAUUGAAUUUUUAACGAA